AUGUGUCUUAACGACUUUUGUUUGAUGAUAGAUUCUGGUUGUGACGAUGUUAUUCACGUCGAAACAACUGAUGGCUCAACAGCAACGAAUCGGGGUCGUAUGGAGCUCGACUUCUCAAACCGGCUGAAGGCUGCAGCAACAGUCGCAUUUGGGCACAAGAAAUAUGCCAUCUGUCAAGGCAACCCGAGGUCGAGGAUUCCAGUUCAACGUCGUAGUGGUUCGAGUCUGUUUCCCAGCUCCAUAGCAUCGCAUGGCAACAGGUUGUGCUCAUGGUCUGAGAGCGACCAGCGGGACCCGUUCACGCGUGGACCAAUCACAAGCGGAGGGACUCGAACCCGAGGCGAGCGGGUCUCGAAAACGACCUUGCCCGGAGCACCGUUGCAGCAUGAAGAGGCCGAGCGAGAGGUGAUUGCACAAGCGGGUCAAGAUGCGGUGAGUUCACUCGUCCGAGCCGGAGAGCUCAGCAUGUGA
Messenger RNA from Protopolystoma xenopodis, 471 nucleotides. Lineage: Eukaryota; Metazoa; Platyhelminthes; Monogenea; Polystomatidea; Polystomatidae. The record is from the annotation of a GenBank genome assembly.